GCAUUACGCAAGACAAUGGUUGCAAUCAUAAAUACAACGCCAGUUGCUGGCGAGAAUGAGCAAAAGUCAUCUGUUGAUCAUCUUUCGACUGUUUUGGAGACAUUGACAGCAUGCCUCAACAGCGCCUCAACUUCACUACCUUCACCUGUUCAAACCGAAGAAACGUCGUUGAGUCCUACGAUAUUACCUCCCGCGGAUGGAAUCUCGCUAUUAGACACAAAGGCCGAACUACUACUCUCCUACCUACAAAAUCUCGUUUUUCUUGUCCUUUUUCAACUACGAGGACGCGGAAAGAAUGAUGCUCAAGGCGGAGUUUCGCAGGAAGAUAUUGUCAAGAAAUUGACAGAACUGAAGGUUUAUCUCGACCGAGGUGUUAAGUCCCUGGAAGGAAGGUUAAAAUAUCAGAUUGACAAGGUUGUCAAGGCGGCAGAAGACGCAGAGCGGGCGGCAAAAACCUCCAGCAAAAAGAGUGAAGACAACGAUGGAGAUGAAGAUAGUAGUGAAUAUUAUGAAGAUGCGUCCAAUAGCGACGAGGAUGAAGAGGCAUCCGAAAGCGAAGAUGAGGAUAUUGAUGAAAUGGCGUAUCGACCUAAUAUAACCGCCUUCUCCAAGGAUGUACAAAAACCAAACAAAGAAGUCAAGACAACGACUUCAAAGGACCGGAAAGAUCAACCAUCGGACGGAAUAUAUCGACCACCCAGGAUUAAGCCGACAGCAUUGCCGACAACUGAAAGUCGUGAUCGCGAUCGUGAACGCCGACCAAAGAAAUCGAGCGUCAUCGAUGAAUUCGUUUCAGCGGAGAUGUCGUCAGCGCCAAUCGCAGAACCCAGUAUUGGAAGCACAAUCCAGCGUGGCGGACGGCAAGUCAUGUCUCAACAAGACCGUGCACGUGAGGCCGAACGUCGUACAUAUGAAGAAACAAACUUUGUGCGCUUGCCCAAGGAAAGCAAAAAGGAACGCGCAAAGAGAAGGGCUGCCGAAGGGCCUCGUUCUGGUGGCUUUGGAGGCGAAGAUUUUCGUUCAUUGGGCGAAGGAGCGGACAGAAUUGCCAGACUUACCAAGAGAUCUGCAGGUAGUAGGGCUGGAGCGUUGGAGAAGAGUCGAAAACGAGCAUUUACGGAAGAUGGUCCGAGAGGUGAUGGGGCAGCUGUUGGUCAAUCAUUCGAGAAGAGGAGGAAGAAAGUAGAGGGAUGGAAAAAAUGA
This is a messenger RNA of Talaromyces stipitatus ATCC 10500, 1203 nucleotides long. Its product is annotated as U3 small nucleolar ribonucleoprotein Lcp5, putative. Gene Ontology annotation, cellular component: small-subunit processome; nucleolus. Bases 16 to 1203 code for a protein of 395 amino acids. Lineage: Eukaryota; Fungi; Ascomycota; Eurotiomycetes; Eurotiales; Trichocomaceae. Gene Ontology annotation, biological process: maturation of SSU-rRNA from tricistronic rRNA transcript (SSU-rRNA, 5.8S rRNA, LSU-rRNA). The record is from RefSeq and is a predicted model, not a curated record. The transcript has 2 exons.